Molecule: messenger RNA, 1218 nt
Organism: Aspergillus saccharolyticus JOP 1030-1
Lineage: Eukaryota; Fungi; Ascomycota; Eurotiomycetes; Eurotiales; Aspergillaceae
Exons: 1
Coding region: 1-1218 (405 amino acids)
Molecular function (GO): protein binding
Source: RefSeq, a predicted model, not a curated record
AUGGCUUCAUCGUCAACCCCAGAUCGCAAACCGAGAACACGCCCUCAAUCAAAGGGCCUUGUAACGCAGACCAUCACCACUGUCCGUUGCAAGCUCAACGCAAAGUCCAUGCCCGCUGACCUGCGCACAACAGUCGCCGAAUUCCUCCAGAAAGACGAUCUCAUCGCCUUCUCCGAGUCGCGACGCGGGGUCUACAACGCCAUAAGCCACAAGCCCUGUGGUGCAUGCCAGGACCAUCCCAUACUCCCACAGGAAGUGUACGAGAACCACGCCGCCGCCGCGGCGGAGCGCAACAAAAGACUCGUAGUCUUCGACCUCCACCCUUUACAAGGAGCAGACAGCAACAGCAGUCCCAAUGCCAACGCCGGCAAGUCCGUGAGCAGAUACGCCGCCGAGCUGUACGCUCCGCGACUCGCCAACGCGGUGACAGUAAGUGGCUCAUCGAUCCUCUCGCUAGCGGUCUGUCGCAGCCGAAUCGACGUCGUUGGUCUCCUGCUUCGACACUGCGCGGACGCGAACUAUGGUGGCGAGAACACUAACCGGCUCCCCUUAGACCAUCUGACCUCCCCCUUCCGCCGCAAGGCUGGUCGACAGUACCUACCCCACGAUCCGGACGGAUUGCUAAGGGGGGCCGUCGCGAUCGUCGAGACGCUGCUCGCGCACGGGGCCCGCUUCACGCGCCGCGCCCCCUGGGAAAUCAUCCUCUGGACGGGCCGUGCAGAUCUCAUCCACCGGGCCGUCCGCAACGGGGUCGACCUCAGCAAGCUCACCUGGGGGACGAGCCCGCCGCUCAACCCGCUGACCGCGCUGCUGCACCACCCGACCCUGACCGCAGAGAAAGUGACCGGCGCCGUCCUCCACGCGAUCCUCAGCUCCGCCCCGAGACUGAUGGACAUCACUGACGAGUGUGACCGCACAUUCAUUCACCAGGUAAUACUCGCUGGUCACUGGAACCUCGCAAUCGCGUUACUACCCUUCCCGUCCAAGCGAUGGCCUAUCGCCACGGACGGAACAAGCGCGCUGACGCUCGCCAUCGCGCAUGGCAAGACCCGGUUGAUCGGGGGGCUGAUGGACCGCUCGGAGUACGAGCUCGACUACAUGCAUGAUACCGGGCUGAGGAGGCUGGGGCGGAAUCUGCACCCCCCCGCGCCGGGGUCGCUCCCGUUGCUGAUGGCGAUUGAUCGGGCGACGGAGUUUCCGAGGGGUUGUAUACACUGA